This is a messenger RNA of Kuraishia capsulata CBS 1993, 1212 nucleotides long. RefSeq lists its product as uncharacterized. The transcript has a single exon. Gene Ontology annotation, molecular function: 3',5'-cyclic-GMP phosphodiesterase activity; 3',5'-cyclic-AMP phosphodiesterase activity. NCBI's taxonomy places the organism in Eukaryota, Fungi, Ascomycota, Pichiomycetes, Pichiales, Pichiaceae. Bases 1 to 1212 code for a protein of 403 amino acids. Gene Ontology annotation, biological process: cAMP catabolic process; negative regulation of glucose mediated signaling pathway; cGMP catabolic process. The record is from RefSeq and is a predicted model, not a curated record.
AUGGCCAGCUUUGAUCUGACUGUCCUCGGAUCCUCUGGUGGACCUGCUGAUGGGAAAACAUGUGCAUUCUUGUUGAAACCUUCGGGUUUGACUUUCGACCAGAUAUUAGACGGCCAGAUGAACGAUUGCUUGUUGUGUGUGGAUGCUGGUACUGGAAUAUCUGGAUUCUGUGAAAUAUUGCUGCUGCAUUUGCGCAAUCGGCUUUCACAGCUCCAAAAGGACGACAUUGACAUUUUAAGUUACUACAAAGAUUCUUUGGAAAUCUCGGAUUACACUAGCAUCGAAACGGUGGUGCCGUUUGGAAAUCCUCGGGAAGAGGCCGUUGCUUCCAUGGGUGUCUUCGAAUACGCUUCCAAGCUGUUCAACUUGAUAUCGGCAUAUCUUAUCACUCAUUCCCACAUCGAUCAUGUGAGUGGGUUGCUGGUCAACUCACCUGCUUUCUCACAGCCUGUGAUCACCUCUAACAGCCCUCGGCCGCGCCGUGUUUCGCUCACCAGCUCCAAGAAGAUAUAUUCCAUUCCCUCUGCAAUAGACAAUAUACAAAACCAUCUUUACAACGAUUUGGUUUGGCCUGAUCUUACGGCUGCUCACACGGGGUCAUCCAUUUCGCUGAUGAAGUUGGAGCCUGAGCAGUUGGUUCAGCUCAACUGCUGGUUUGGGGUGGAGACUUUUGUGAUUUCCCAUGGUAUUAUUCCCCAUGAGCAUAAGGAUGAGAUGUUUGAGAGCUCAGCUUAUCUGAUAACAUUGAAGCCUCCCAAAGAUGAUGGUGGAGCCAGUGCUGACUCUGAAUCUUCUUUUCCCUCCAAACUACUCUUCUUCGGAGAUGUCGAGUCAGAUUCAACAUCAAUUAGCCCGCGAAACCAUCGCAUAUGGCGUGAAGUAGCCCCCUUGGUUGUGAGCGGCCAAUUGCGUGCGGUAGUGAUAGAAUGCUCUAAUUACAAUCUCCCCAAGACGGUACCAUUGUUUGGCCAUAUGACCCCGACCCAUCUGAUUAGCGAAUUUGUCACUCUGGCUAAAGAAUGCUCGCUACUGUCUGGAGCAGCCUACCACCCGCUAGACGGUUUACAUGUUCUCAUUACCCAUGUCAAGGAGACGGAUAGUAGUUGCGAUCCUCGGAAGAUCAUUCUGCAGCAACUCCGAGAGCUUAACGAUUCUCAUGAUCUCAGACUAAAUUUCACCAUAGCUCUGCCUGGGUUGACAUAUAAGAUAUGA